Messenger RNA from Helicoverpa armigera (cotton bollworm), 2587 nucleotides. RefSeq names its product DNA primase small subunit (gene DNApol-alpha50). Lineage: Eukaryota; Metazoa; Arthropoda; Insecta; Lepidoptera; Noctuidae. Gene Ontology annotation, biological process: DNA replication, synthesis of primer. The coding region runs from base 181 to 1377 and encodes 398 amino acids. The transcript has 7 exons. Gene Ontology annotation, cellular component: alpha DNA polymerase:primase complex. The record is from RefSeq and is a predicted model, not a curated record.
UCUAUUCGCGCCAAAAUUUGACAAUGACGUAUAUUGAUGAAAGCCGAAAGUUUAUUAGAAUCUUUUUAAAUCUUUUUUAAUGAGCAAGUUUAAAUAAUAUUUUGCUAAAAAGCCGAACAUUCUUUAUCCAAAUAGUGUUUUGAAUUAUCUGUACAUAGACAGUUGCAUAUAGCCUUAAAAAUGGCAGGACACUAUGAUGAGAAUAUGUUGCCAGAGAUGUUGCCUAUAUACUACACCAGACUUUUUCCACAAAACAUAUUUUGCCGAUGGCUAACAUGCGGCAGUUCACCGCAGCCUCUCUCGAACAGGGAACUAUCUUUUACGUUAGCUGAUGAUGUAUACCUGCGUUACCUAUCGUUUAGUGAUCAGAAAGAGUUACAAACUCUUCUGCAGAAGAAGUGUCCACACAAGUUGGAUAUUGGAGCUGUUUAUAAUACUAAACCUUCGGUAGGUCGUCAUGACGCAGUUGUGUUAUCCAGAGAACUGGUAUUUGAUAUAGAUCUUACAGACUAUGAUGAAGUGAGAACAUGCUGUCAGGAAGCUAAAGUUUGUGCAAAAUGUUGGACAUUUAUGGUCAUUGCCUGUGAGAGCAUUGAUAAAACUUUAAAAGAGGAUUUUGGUUUCCAAAGCAUAUUAUGGGUGUUCUCUGGUAGAAGAGGUAUUCAUUGCUGGGUGUCAGAUUAUGAAGCGAGGACACUGGACAGUCCGGGCCGAGGAGCGGUGGCUGAUUACUUGUGUCUUAUCAUGGGUGGUGACAAUCAAAACAAAAAAGUCCAUUUGGGUGGUGAUAAUCUACAUACAAGUAUAAGGAGAGCAUUGAGUAUCAUUGACAAAUACUUUGAUAAACUGCUGGAGGAACAAGAAUUUUUCAGCACUUCAGAUCGCCUAGAGAAGAUGUUGAAAAUGAUACCAGAUGAAACACUAAGAUCACAAGUACAAAAAGCCUUAGAGAGCAUGCCAGACUCAUCUUCUGAGAGAUGGAAAAAAUUCAUAAGCAUUUAUGAAAAUUACUGUAGAGAAGCAGGAAACAGCAGAAAAAUAAGGUACUUAGUAGAAGAAAUUAAAAUACAGUACUGCUACCCCAGAUUAGACGUCAAUGUAACUAAAGGUUUCAACCACUUGCUGAAAUCACCAUUCAGUAUCCAUCCAAAAACUGGCAAAGUAUCUGUAGUCUUCAAACCAAGCAAUGCAAAGAACAUGAAACUUGAUGAAAUACCUUCAAUAUACAGUUUGUUAGAUGACAGCGCCCCAGACAAUGCUUUACAUGAAACAAAUAUGAAGGCAGCUGUGAAAAACUUCCAAGAAGUUGUAUUUUCUUUGGAGAAAGCAGAGGCAAUUAGGAGAAAGCAAGAUGGUAAUAUGUCUCUAGAUUUCUGAGUGGUUUAUCGCCUGUUUCAAGAAUGUUCCACUGUGCAGGUAGAACCAUCGUUAUUGCAGUUCUUUGCUCAAAUUCCUCUAAAGCGGCAAUUUGCUAAGUAUGCUGUGGCGAAAAUGCUAUUUAACUAAGAGAGCCAGUUUCCUCUAAGUGCCAGUCUAAGGAGUUAAAUAAAACAAUCAUAAUUAUCAAAAUAUCUAUUUAUUUCCCCUUACCAAGCAAUAGCCAGUUUUAUCAAUAACAUUAAUAUAAACAUCAAAGUCGAUGUAUCAAAAAUUCAUUAUUGCUGUAGCAAAAAUAAUUUCACAGGAGGUGGGGUGGGGAUUUAAAUCUUAUAAUUUGUGGUCACAAACUUAAGUUUUAUUUCACACACUAUCUUUGAUGCGGUACCCGUACACUUACAGUGAUAUUGUAAUAGUAUUGUAGCAUCUUUAUGCAAGCUUGUAUGUGCUUGUUUGGUGGUUGUAUUGAUGAAGUGAAGCGUCGUAUGGCCCUAACCAGAAACGCGGCCGAGAAGUUGAAGAAGGUGUGGAGGAAUCGGAACAUAACCAAAGCCACCAAAAUCAGGCUCAUGAGAACGCUCGUAUUCCCCAUCUUCCUUUACGCGGCAGAGACGUGGACAGUGCGUGAGUUGGAAAAGGGGAAGAUAGAUGCUCUGGAGAUGUGGUGCUGGAGGAAGAUGCUCGGCAUAUCGUGGACAGAGUUCCGCACCAAUGUGUCCAUACUUCAGGAGCUCGGCGUCACAAGGCGCCUAUCGACCAUAGUACAGACGCGCAUACUACAAUACUUUGGCCAUGUCUCUAGACGCGAUAACAACUCUAUAGAGCGGCUAGUUGUACAGGGAAAAGUGGAGGGCACCAGAUCGCGCGGCCGAUCACCUAUGCGCUGGACCGAUCAGGUGAAAUCCGCAGUGGGUAGCUGCGUGUCAGACUGUACCAGAGAGUCUGCUAACAGAGAGAGAUGGCGGGAGAUCGUAAAAAAAGCUGUGUCCGCCUCUAAUGUGGACGCCUCAACGUGACCACGACCGCUCUGCCAAGAGCGAAUCGACAGAGAAGAAGAGUUAUGCAAGCAGUUAUAGCGAUAAUAAUCUUUUGUCAAUUCAUUUAAAUCUACUCUUUUAUAGGCAAGCUUAUUAUUUAUGCAGGUACUGAGUUUCUUUUAUUCGAUAUACCUACAUACUUUUGCAUAGGCAAUAGGCAUUAUAAAUAAGCU